Messenger RNA from Physella acuta, 1149 nucleotides. RefSeq names its product endonuclease G, mitochondrial. NCBI's taxonomy places the organism in Eukaryota, Metazoa, Mollusca, Gastropoda, Physidae. Gene Ontology annotation, cellular component: nucleus; mitochondrial inner membrane. Gene Ontology annotation, biological process: apoptotic DNA fragmentation. Gene Ontology annotation, molecular function: metal ion binding; nucleic acid binding; RNA endonuclease activity. The record is from RefSeq and is a predicted model, not a curated record.
ACUGCUGGAGUCUAGAUCUAGACUAGUCAAGAGUCAAACAUACUAGAUCUAGAUCUACAUACUUACAUAGGAUAGAUCUAGAUUCUAGAUUUAGAUUAGAUCUAAUAUCAAUAAUGUCUUUUUUUGUUCGUUCAAAAACAUGCGUUGUUGUUGCUGCGUGUUCAGCAGGUAUAGGUGUAGGGUAUUAUUGUGGCAAAAAGUCUUUAUCACCUUAUAAUGUAGUUAACGCCAAAAGUUCCAAUAUUCCCGACGAUAAUAUUUCAUCAUUGUCCAUCACCUCUACGAAUCCUCAUGAAAACAACAAGUUUAUUACGAACCCUGCUGUUUCUAGCAGACCAAACAAGAUUAGCGAAACAGUUAAGUAUGGUUUUCCAAGUACUGACAACUUAAGAUCUUAUGAAGAUUUUAUUCUUUCAUAUGAUCGAAGAAAUCGAACAGCAAACUGGGUUUUGGAGCAUUUAACACCUGAAAAAGUUAACCCAGUAGAAGGAAUCGAGAGGUCUAAAAUGAAGUUUAUGGAGGAUCAGUCAGUCCAUGGCUACCAUCGUGCUACAAAUAAAGAUUAUAUAGGAAGUGGGUAUGAUAGAGGACAUUUAGCUGCUGCUGCUAACCAUCGUAACUCAACAACUGCUAUGAGUCAAACUUUUUUAUUAUCUAAUAUUGCUCCCCAGGUAGGGGAAGGGUUUAACAGAGAUGCUUGGAAUACAUUGGAAAAAUAUGUUCGUGCUUUAGCUCGUCGCAGCAGGAAUGUUUAUGUCUGUACUGGUCCUUUAUACUUGCCCCGAAAAGAACCAGAUGGGAAAUUAUAUGUAAAAUAUGAAGUUAUUGGAGAAAAUCAUGUUGCUGUUCCAACUCACUUUUUUAAGAUAAUUGUGAUUGAAAAUGAAGUUGGUCAACUAGAGCUCCAGUCUUAUGUAAUGCCUAAUCAACCUCUGCCUAAAGUUAAAUUACACAACUAUCUCAUGCCACUAGAAAUGAUAGAGAGAGCAGCAGGCCUUAAUUUUUUUCAAAAUAUUCCAAAAUCUAAUUUCAAGAAAAUCAAUGCUGUGUCUGGUUUUUAAAUAAAAAAUGUAUGUAAAAUAUAUGUAGAGUUUUUAAUAUACAAGAGAAAAACAAUAAAGAUCAAUAAUUCAAAAGCUGUUUGAUUAU